This is a messenger RNA of Dermacentor albipictus, 3556 nucleotides long. RefSeq names its product zinc finger protein hunchback (gene hb). Gene Ontology annotation, molecular function: DNA-binding transcription factor activity, RNA polymerase II-specific; RNA polymerase II transcription regulatory region sequence-specific DNA binding. Gene Ontology annotation, biological process: regulation of transcription by RNA polymerase II. The record is from RefSeq and is a predicted model, not a curated record. NCBI's taxonomy places the organism in Eukaryota, Metazoa, Arthropoda, Arachnida, Ixodida, Ixodidae.
GGCACAAAACAACUCGCGCUGUCGCAGCCGCGGUCUGGUUUCGGCACUGGGAGGACGUACCCCUGUCUAUUUGGGUGCCGCACGCCACGCUCGCGGAGGAAAAGGCUUCGCCGAGCUCCGAGCCCGAGCCUUGGCCGACGAUUUGGGCGCCGUCUCUCCGUAUACACCGUUGGCCACGAUUAAAACGCCGACCCCCGGGGCAGCACCCGUACGCGCGCACCAAGGUCCGAUGCGUGAGACCGACAUGGACGACGACCCGCGCGGCGCCAUGGCCGAAGAAGGCGGCCGCGAGCGCUCGGACGCGUCGUGCGGCGAGGACAGCGACAGCGACUCGGCGCUCAACCCGCUGGCGCAGCUGCAGAGCGCGCUCCAGAAGACCGGAGCCCUGGGCUCGGCCCUGGAAGGGAGCGCCGACGGGAGCCCCACCGCGCCGGGCCAGACUUCGUCCACCGAGGCGGGCGCCGACGCUCCGAGCCCGUACCGGUGCCACAUGUGCGCCUUCCAGGGCCGCUCCAAGGCCGAGUACAGCGGCCACAUGGCGACCCACCUGGACCACAAGUGCCCCAUGUGCGACUACCGGUCCCGCACCGAGGGCCGGCUCAAGAGGCACGUCAAGGACUUCCACUCGGACGACCAGUGGCAGAUCCUGCCAGGCGCCGACGACUGCAAGGACCGGACGUUCCGGUGCCGCCAGUGCGGCCACGUGGCCGCCAGCAAGACGGACUUCUGGGAGCACAGCAAGCUGCACAUCCGCACCGAGAAGCUGCUCAGCUGCCCCAAGUGCCCGUUCGUGACCGAGUACAAGCACCACCUCGAGUACCACCUGCGCAACCACUUCGGCUCGAAGCCGUUCAAGUGCCCCAAGUGCAACUACAGCUGCGUCAACAAGAGCAUGCUCAACAGCCACCUCAAGUCUCACUCCAACGUGUACCAGUACCGGUGCGCCGACUGCAACUACGCCACGAAGUACUGCCACAGCCUCAAGCUGCACCUGCGAAAGUACGCCCACCGACCGGCCGGCGUGCUCAACUCGGACGGCAGCCCCAACGCGUUCCCCAUGCUGGACGUCUACGGCACCAGGCGGGGACCGCGUCGGGGCCCGCGAGGCUACCCGCCACCACCGCCACCGCUGCCGCUGCCGCUGCCACCGCCGCCGCAGCUGCAGGAGACCGCUGUAGCAAACCCAGAUCUGAACGUGCAGGGACAGCAGCUGGUGGGCCUGAUCCCGGCCGUGGUGUGCGCACAACAGCAGCAGCAACAGCAGCAGCAGCAGCAGCAGCAGCUGCUCCGAGCCGCGGCACUCGUGGCUCCGGGCACCGUGCCGUGGAAGUGCAGCGUGUGCGACUUCACCACGGCCGACGAGCAGCAGCUCAGCCGGCACGUGCUGGGACACGCGGAGAGUCAAGACCUGUGUCGGCUGUACGGCAUACGGAGCCUGCCGGGCGCAGCGCCGCCCAUGCCGCCGCCGCCGCAACCGCCGCCGCAGCCGCCCCCCGCGGCGAUCGCCACGCACCAGCAGCAACAGGACGCCCAACCGGAGCGACCGGCGGUCGUGUCCUCCACGUCGAGCCACGAGCUGCCCCCUCCGAGGGACGAGAGGAAGGGCUCGCCCCUGGACCUGAGCCGCACGCCCCCGGAGACGACGCGCAGUCGACGCAAGGGCAGGGCCACCAGGAUCGACAAGCUGUGCAUGCGACUCCAGGACGGCCCCGAGGUCAAGACCGAGACGUCGCCGCCGGGGAGCCCGGUCCAGACGGGGCCCCCCGUGCCGGCGUCCCGCGAGGGCUCCGACCCGGCCGACGGUGCGAACAAGCCCAAGGACUCGUUUCGCUGCGCGUACUGCGACAUCGCGUUCGAGCACUGCAUCAUGUACACGGUUCACAUGGGCUACCACGGAUACCACGAUCCCUUCACGUGCAACAUGUGCGGGCAGCGGAGCGAAGACAAGCUGGCCUUCUUCUUGCACAUCGCGCGCGCUGCGCAUCUGUGAGACUCCUUCCGCGAGCGCUGUAGGUGGCGCGAGACCGUGGACCAUACGGUCACCGUGGAUAAUGCCGCAUUGUAUAUUCGCAGAGAGAUACCACACGUCUCAGGGACCGUAUUAUUGUCGACAGUAAGGGCGCAUGUAAGGCGCAGAUUAUGGACAGCCUGUUGUACAAACGAAGAGAGAGAGAGAGAGCGGCGAGAGAGAGAGACAGAGAGAGAGCAGAUUUAUUGAUAGGAAAGGUGCAGAGGAUGGCCGGUGAAGUUUGUGUCUGGCCUGCUACUCCAACACUGGGAUAAAGUGUUUGCAAGAGGAAGCUUUAGUUCGGAGCCAACUGCGAUACCGCCUAUAUAGGGUGUGUGCAUUCUUUCGCUGCACCAAAUUUUCGAAAUUGCCAGUGGCAGAUGGCACAGUUCUAACCAUUGAGCUAAAUUGCUCGACGCGGGGGCCAUUCGUUUUUCGAGGAAUCAAAAUGCGAAUUCGAAUAAUAAUUUACUAUUUAAUCACGUUACGGCACAUAUUUCAAACUACGAAAUGUAGCUACUAGGUUUCCAAGACCAACAGACACACAUAGUGUGUGUAUACAUAUAUAUAUCGUCAUGCAGCCUCGGUCAGACAAUGCCAAACUCUUGCAUGCAAUGCGUCCGCUGCUGGCAAGACGAGCGUGUAGAUGUACAUAUUUGCAGACCUAUAGGAGUGGGCUGCACCGAUCUCGUUCGUUGUCAUCCUGGGCCCUUUUAAAUCGAAGGGGAACCACUUGCCGCUGUGACUAGGUGGCCGUGACGUUGCGCUACUGAGCGCUAUUAUAUAUGUCGCAGGCGCGAUCCCCGUCUGCGAUGGCCUCAUUCCGACAUGGGCGGAAAAUGGCGCAAACGCUCGCGUAUACCGCACCCUGGGUACACGUUAAGGGAGUGCUGACGUGGAAUUGUCAUCCUGUUUUUGAUGUCUAGAACCUUUCGUUUGACGCAAGAAAAAAAGAGAAAAAAGGUAGUCAAAUAAGUAAAACCUCCUUAUAGGGAAACGGGCUAUAACGAAGUAUAGGUGAAAUUCCCCUUGAAAUACUCGUAGAGAUUCACAGUGCAGUACAUGUAAUAACGAAUAUAACGAAGUAAUGGGUAUAACGAAGUGAUUCUGGCGCUCCCUUGCAACUUCGUUAAGAAAGACGAGAUUUUACGCUUGUCGUGUCUUGUCACUCCCAAGCGGUCAAACUUAAUCCGGGGCCCUCGGCUCGACACUCCCCCCCCCCCCCCCCCCAGCCCACUGUGCAUAACCAGACUGUGCACUUUCGGUACGUUAAACCCAAUAAUUGAAGUGAUAAUGCACGGGGGCCGUAUUUCGUAAUUAUUAUUAUUUUGUUUAUGUUAUUUUAUUUCUCUAUUCGUAACUGCCACGCACAAAGCGAUGCCUUGGCCGUUAACGCCGGAAUCGGCCUCUGUGCGGCGCUAGUGAAAUGCGGCCUCUGUAUGCCGUUGGCUGAGCGCUUCACACGUAUAGCCAAGUCUUACAUAAGCCUUCGCGUACGCGGUUGUAACUGGACCGUUUCGCGAAGCACACUCUGCACUGACCGGCGAU